This is a messenger RNA of Leptopilina boulardi, 2581 nucleotides long. RefSeq names its product general transcription and DNA repair factor IIH helicase subunit XPB (gene hay). NCBI's taxonomy places the organism in Eukaryota, Metazoa, Arthropoda, Insecta, Hymenoptera, Figitidae. The transcript has 15 exons. The record is from RefSeq and is a predicted model, not a curated record. Gene Ontology annotation, molecular function: DNA binding; hydrolase activity; 3'-5' DNA helicase activity. Gene Ontology annotation, biological process: nucleotide-excision repair; transcription initiation at RNA polymerase II promoter. The coding region runs from base 200 to 2572 and encodes 790 amino acids. Gene Ontology annotation, cellular component: transcription preinitiation complex; transcription factor TFIIH holo complex; nucleotide-excision repair factor 3 complex.
AAAUCAUAACCUAAAAUUCAAUCAAAAACGUCGAAAGGUGACAGAAGUGUAUUGCUCAAGAUCUUUUUUAAAAUAAAUUCCUUUAUUGUAGCAAUUAAAAUCUAUUGUUCUGUGAUAACUGUUUUAUAAAUAUGUAUCAACUGUAAUAAUACAUCUAGCCAAAAGAAUUGGUUUUAAUUCUUGAAAAAAAUCAGAAAUAAUGGGACCUCCAAAAAGAUUCAAGAAAGACACAUCAGACAAGCGUUUUGCAAAAAAGGCUAAAGAUGAUUUUGAGGAUUAUAUCGAAGAAGAAACGGCAGAUGGAGGAGAACCGGAAGGAAUUCCUUCAGCAGCCACUGUUGAUAUAGAAAAAAGUGGAACUAUUGUUGAAGAUGAAUUUGGAGCAAAAGAUUAUCGUUCGCUAAUGAGUCUAAAAUCAGAUCAUGAAUCAAGGGCCUUAUGGGUUGCACCAAACGGACAUAUCUUUUUAGAAUCAUUUUCUCCAGUUUAUAAACAAGCUCAAGAUUUUUUAGUCGCAAUUGCUGAACCUGUGUCACGUCCCAAAUAUAUUCACGAGUACAAAUUGACGGCUUAUUCUCUUUAUGCAGCUGUUAGUGUUGGUCUUCAAACACACGAUAUUAUUGAAUAUCUUGAUAAAUUGAGUAAAACAAGUAUUCCCGAUGGAAUUGUUGAAUUUAUCAAAAUGUGUACAUUGUCUUAUGGAAAGGUCAAAUUGGUUUUGAAGCAUAACAAAUAUUUCAUAGAAUCUGCAUUUCCAGAAGUUUUACAGACGUUAUUAAAGGAUCGAACUAUUCAAGACUGCAGAAUCACGCGUAGUGUUGACGAUGUUGAUAAAGAUGGUCUAAUAACGUGUAUUCAAGAGAAAUCUGAGGCCUUACAGUUUGGAUCGAAACCAGCAACAACAGCAGCAACAACAACAACAGCAACUGAGACAUCUAGUUCUAGUAAAACAGUUCCUGAUGAAAUAGCAACGGUUUAUGAAAAAAUUGAUAAGGAAGAUGAAGACGAGGAGGAAGAACAGCAAUUAAAAACUAUAAGUUUUGAAGUUAAUCAAGAAAAAAUUGAAGUAAUACAAAAAAGAUGUAUAGAAUUAGAUCAUCCGUUAUUAGCCGAAUAUGAUUUUAGAAACGACACACAUAAUCCAAAUAUAAACAUUGAUCUGAAACCAUCGGCAGUGUUGAGGCCAUAUCAGGAAAAAAGUUUGCGUAAAAUGUUUGGCAAUGGUCGAGCAAGAUCCGGAGUCAUUGUUCUGCCUUGUGGUGCCGGUAAAAGUUUAGUUGGAGUAACUGCCUGUUGUACAGUUAGAAAACGAGCUUUGGUCCUUUGUAAUUCGGGUGUUUCCGUUGAACAAUGGAAGCAACAAUUUAAAAUGUGGUCAACUGCUGAUGAUUCAAUGAUUUGUCGAUUCACUAGUGAAGCCAAAGACAAACCAAUGGGCUGUGGAAUUUUAAUCACCACAUAUUCUAUGAUUACACACACUCAAAAACGUUCAUGGGAAGCUGAACAAACGAUGAAAUGGCUCCAAGAUCAAGAAUGGGGAAUAAUGGUUUUAGAUGAGGUUCACUCGAUACCAGCGAAAAUGUUUAGAAGAGUAUUAACAUUGGUUCAGUCACAUUGCAAAUUGGGAUUAACAGCAACUCUGUUGCGUGAGGAUGAUAAAAUUGCAGACCUUAAUUUUUUAAUUGGCCCUAAACUGUAUGAGGCUAAUUGGUUGGAAUUGCAGAAACGAGGAUUUAUUGCAAGAGUUCAAUGUGCUGAGGUUUGGUGUCCAAUGACUGCGGAAUUUUAUCGUGAAUACCUCAAUUGCAAAAUGUCGAGAAAAUUGCUAUUGUACGUAAUGAAUCCAAAUAAAUUUCGAUACUGUCAAUAUCUUAUAAGAUAUCACGAAAGACGUGGAGAUAAGACUAUUGUCUUCUCAGAUAAUGUUUUUGCUCUAAAACAUUAUGCUAAAGAAAUGCAGAGACCUUUUAUUUACGGUCCAACUAGUCAGAGUGAAAGGAUACAAAUUCUGCAAAAUUUCAAGUAUAACAUAAAGGUGAACACAAUCUUUGUGAGUAAAGUUGCAGAUACAUCUUUUGAUUUGCCUGAAGCAAAUGUUUUGAUUCAAAUUUCAUCGCACGGUGGAUCUAGACGACAAGAAGCUCAAAGAUUGGGUAGAAUUUUAAGAGCAAAAAAAGGAGCGAUAGCUGAAGACUAUAAUGCCUUCUUUUAUACGCUAGUUUCUCAAGAUACAUUUGAAAUGGAUUAUUCUAGAAGACGACAACAAUUUUUAGUAAAUCAGGGUUAUGCGUAUAAAGUCAUCACAAAAUUAGCCGGAAUGGACGAUGAGCCAGAUUUAUUUUAUAAAACACGAGAGGAACAAAUGCAAUUGUUGCAGAAAGUUUUAUCAGCCAGUGAUAUGGACGCUGAUGAAGAAAGAAUUCCAGGAGAAGGAGGACGUUCUAUUGUUCGCAAAGCUGGAAAUAUGGCGUCAACCUCUGGAGCAGAUGAUGCUGUUUAUUAUGAAUAUAAAAAAUUGAAUGCUAAUUCACAAAAUAGUAAACAUCCUCUAUUUAAGAAAUAUAGAAAUUAAAUUGUUCAA